Molecule: messenger RNA, 3651 nt
Organism: Microtus oregoni (creeping vole)
Lineage: Eukaryota; Metazoa; Chordata; Mammalia; Rodentia; Cricetidae
Gene: Zfp36l2
Product: ZFP36 ring finger protein like 2
Exons: 2
Coding region: 419-1789 (456 amino acids)
Molecular function (GO): mRNA binding; metal ion binding
Source: RefSeq, a predicted model, not a curated record
GGAAGGAUGACGGGUUGCCUGGAACCCUUAGAGUUCCGAGACUUGGCUGCCGGGCCCGGUUGGGGCGGAAGAACCCUUCCAAGUUGACUUUUCGGGUGGAGGGAAGUCCUGGAGUUAGCAGCCCUGUGUGCUUGCGACUGUGGGCGUGGAGAGCUGGGAGGGAAGGAGUAGCGGCUGGAGCUGCGGCGCUCCUCCCGAGCCGACUGCGGCCACGCUCCCGGGACUUCCCGGACAGUGUUUGCGCCGCCCACCCCGUGGCCACGGGCCCAGGAUCACAUGGCUAGACCCGGCGCGGCCCGGGUGGGCGUCCUCCGCUCUCGCCGGCCUGCUUUUUGCGAGUGUAACGGUGGAGGCUGAAUUGAAAUCGGCAGGAGAAAAGAAGACGGAAAAAUCCCUGGCCAACCUCAAUCUGAACAACAUGCUGGACAAGAAGGCGGUGGGGACGCCCGUGGCUGCUGCCAACAGCUCGAGCUUCACGCCGGGCUUCCUGCGACGCCACUCGGCCAGCAACCUACACGCGCUCGCCCACCCCGCUCCCAGCCCGGGCAGCUGCUCGCCCAAGUUCCCAGGCGCCCCUAACGGCGGCAGCUGCGGUCCCGCAGGCGCGGGUGGCCCGGCCUCCUAUGGCCAGCUCAAGGAGCCUUCAGGGGGCAGCGGCGGCACGGCGCUGGUGAACAAGGAGAGCAAAUUCCGGGACCGCUCGUUCAGCGAGAACGGCGAUCGCAGCCAGCACCUCCUGCACCUGCAGCAGCAGCAGAAGGGGGGUAGUGGCUCCCAGAUCAACUCUACGCGCUACAAGACCGAGCUGUGUCGCCCCUUCGAGGAGAGCGGCACGUGCAAGUACGGCGAGAAGUGCCAGUUCGCGCACGGCUUCCACGAGCUCCGCAGCCUCACUCGGCACCCCAAGUAUAAGACGGAGCUGUGCCGCACCUUCCACACCAUCGGCUUCUGCCCCUACGGCCCGCGCUGCCAUUUCAUCCACAACGCAGACGAGCGGCGGCCCGCGCCAUCGGGGGGCGCCUCUGGGGACCUGCGAGCGUUUGGCGCGCGCGAUGCCCUGCACCUGGGCUUCGCCCGGGAGCCGCGGCCCAAACUGCAUCACAGCCUCAGUUUCUCAGGCUUCCCUUCGGGUCACCACCAGCCACCGGGAGGUCUGGAGUCGCCGCUGCUGCUCGACAGCCCUACGUCGCGCACUCCGCCGCCGCCCUCCUGCUCUUCGGCCUCAUCCUGUUCCUCCUCUGCCUCUUCCUGCUCCUCCACGUCGGCGGCAUCCACGCCCUCGGGCGCCCCGACGUGCUGCGCCUCGGCGGCGGCUGCUGCAGCAGCCGCGCUGCUCUACGGGCCCGGGAACGCCGAGGACCUGCUGCCCCCCGGAGCCCCGUGCGCCACCUGUUCGGCCAGCUCGUGUGCCAACAACGCCUUCGCCUUCGGCCCGGAGCUGAGCAGCCUCAUCACGCCGCUUGCCAUCCAGACCCACAACUUCGCCGCCGCAGCCGCCGCCUACUACCGCAGCCAGCAGCAGGGCCUGGCGGGGCCCGCGCCGCCCCCUGCGCAACCCCCCGCGGCCCCCGCGCCGCCCUCGCCGCCCUUUGGCUUCCAGCUGCCGCGCCGUCUGUCCGAGUCGCCCGUGUUUGACGCGCCCCCCAGCCCCCCGGACUCGCUGUCGGACCGCGACAGCUACCUGAGCGGCUCGCUGAGCUCCGGCAGUCUCAGCGGCUCCGAGUCCCCCAGCCUGGACCCCGGCCGCCGCCUGCCCAUCUUCAGCCGCCUCUCCAUCUCCGACGAUUGAGGCAAGGGGGCGCCCGUGAGGGGUUGGGAGAGGCGCUGCAGGGAGCCCCGGGUAGGGGUGACAGUGCCGCAGGCCGGACUUGCAGGUCCCGGCUGAGCACUUGGACUCGAACUCUGCUGGGAGGGGCCCUGCCCCCUCCCCUUUCGGUUUUCUUGUUUUGGUUUUUUUUAUUUUAUUAUUAUUACAAAGUUUCGUUCUUGUUGAAAUAGAAGCCAACGAACUUUUUGUGUGGAUGAACAAAAUAUUCACAACAGGCGGUUGUGAUGCGAUAGAACAAAAGAUACCAAACACUUGUUUAGGUCUCAGAUUCUGAGUUUGAAACUCUAGUUACAAAAAACAAAACAUCUGCCCAGCACCAGCAGCUAAAACCACAUUCCAUCUCUUUCACUUGAAAGCCUUAGUUACAGUCCAGAUGUGAGGACUCUUACCUUGGAAGGGGUUCCUAAUGUUUGUCUCAGACCAGUGCGAGCCGGCCCACUGCCACCUCCCUCAACUCUAAGAGUCUAGACUCAGUGUGUAAUGCCAGGAACAUGCCUUGAAACGAGUAGCCUUCAGCCCCGUUUGUCGCGGUUGUUUUUCUUGUUUGUUUUUUAAAAAGUUAUGUGUUUUGGGGUGGGGGGGGACCCUUGCAUUCCAAAGUUUGAUACUGGUCUCAUUGCCACCACUUGGUGGGUGUUUCGCUUAGAACCAUUUCCUCUGCUCUCUGGAAGCCUCGAGCAGAGCUCAGUUCGUAAUUGUUGGGAAGUAAGUGCUUCAUUUUUACCUGUCUUGAGUUGAUUGGCACCACUGCACCACAACUCAAUAUGAAAAAAAACUAUUUAACUUAUUUAUUAUCUUGUGAAAAGUAUACAUUGAGGGUGUUGUUCAUACUGUAUUUAUCGAGUAUGAUGAAAAGCAAUAGAUAUAUAUUCUUUUAUUAUGUUAAAUUAUAAUUGCCAUUAUUAAUCGGCAAAAUGUGGAGUGUAUGUUCUUUUCACAGUAAUAUAUGCCUUUUGUAACUUCACUUGGUUAUUUUAUUGUAAAUGAGUAAGAAAAUCUUAAUUUAAGAGAUUGUAUGUAAUAUUUAUUUCAUUAAUUUCUUUCCUUGUUUACGUAAAUUUCAAAAGAUUGCAUGAUUUCUUUACGGAAAUCUAUCUAUCUUGAUGCUGUGGAAGUAGUUUGAGAACAUUUUGAGUUUUUCUUAGAAUGUAUAAUGGUUGUGGCCCAUCCAGCUUUACAGAGAAAGAAUGACCACAUAGUCGGCAGCCAGGCUCACAUGUGGCAUGCUUUGCCAGUCCCGCUUUCUACACGGGACAGUGAGGAUUCCACCAGUUCUACUGUGACAUUGAGUAUGAAGACAUGUAGCAAUAAUGGGGAAAUGGUCUCAGUGCCUUCGUAGGGCCCGAACUUGCCUUAAAUCUUCCUCAACCAAAUAAGUAUUUCGUUAGUGUUUGUGAGAGAAUUUGAAUGUCGGAUGGGUUCACCUGCACAAAAGGAAAAGUUUUUUACCACUCUUUUUAUCUAGCUAUAAAGUGAAGAGGGUCAUCCCAGCGGUGAAAUGGUCUGCAGACCAUGAAUAUGCCUUGUUUCACGACAGCCCAAAACUUGUACUAUUAGUUUUCAAUGUAAAAAGGUAGGAAUGUCUCCUAGGCCUUCCUGGAUGGCGAAUGAAUGAGCAGGCGCUUAGUUCGUAUGUAGGUACAGUGGACACCCUGUGCGGACUCUGGACUACUCUGACAGUAGGUUUUUGAAUGUAACAAGAUGAGUCAACUUGAGUUUGUAAUAUAUUCUGGGGAAUCAGUUCACUACAGAUUGUGACUGUAAACAUUGUACUGUAAAUGUUUUGUAGUUUUCCCCCAAUAAAAUUUUUUGGGAAAAAAGUA